CAAGUCUCGCGAGAGCAGCGGCGGCCCCGCCCGCGCCAGCUCCCCCCCCCCCCUCCCGGUCGCCCGCUCCCCUCAGAGCUAAUAUGGUCGCCAGCGAUGGACCCUGCCAGGCCAGGAAGCCCUUACCAGCCCGCCAUUGAAGCAUUAGGAAGCUAUCCCCAGAAGAAGUUCUACAAUGUUUCAAAGCUUGGAGGCGCCAAGUAUGAUUCUCUGCCUUAUUCCAUCCGAGUGUUGUUUGAAUCCAGUAUCCGUAACUGCGAUGGCUUCUUGGUGAAGGAAACAGAUGCUAUGAACAUCUUAGACUGGAAAACAAAACAGAAUCAUGUUGAAGUGCCCUUCUGUCCUGCCAGAGUUGUUCUUCAAGACUUUACUGGAAUUCCAGCAAUGGUGGACUUUGCUGCCAUGAGGGAAGCUGUGAGAAAUGCUGGAGGAGAUCCUGUGAAAGUCAAUCCUGCCUGCCCAACUGAUCUCACUGUUGACCAUUCUCUGCAGAUUGAUUUCAGCAAAUGUGCAAUACAGAAUGCUCCGAAUCCUGGAGGUGGAGAUUCCCAGAAGGCGGUGUCCAAGCUGUCUCCGCUGCGGGCGCAGCCGCGGAAGGUGCCGUGCCGGGGUCAGACGGGCUGCAGGGGGCCCUGCGGAGCCGCGGAUGGGAGUCGCAACUCGGGGCAGUUUUCCGCGCAGAUUGAGAACACACCCAUCCUCUGUCCCUUCCAUCUGCAGCCAGUGCCUGAGCCUGAGACAGUAUUGAAAAAUCAGGAGAUGGAAUUUGGCAGAAACAGAGAGCGGCUUCAGUUUUUUAAGUGGAGCUCAAAGGUGUUCAAGAAUGUUUCCAUAAUUCCACCUGAGACUGGAAUGGCACACCAAGUUAACUUGGAAUAUUUGUCAAGAGUUGUUUUUGAAGUUAAAGAUCUCCUGUACCCAGAUAGUGUGGUUGGCACAGAUUCACACACGACCAUGGUGAAUGGCUUGGGUAUCUUGGGCUGGGGUGUUGGGGGCAUCGAAACGGAGGCGGUGAUGCUGGGGAUGCCGGUGACCCUGACGCUGCCGGAGGUGGUUGGGUGUGAGCUGACAGGCACUGCCAGCCCACUUGCUACAUCCAUAGACAUUGUUCUGGGCAUCACAAAGCAUCUUAGACAAACUGAUGUUGCUGGAAAGUUUGUUGAGUUUUUUGGGAGUGGAGUUUCCCAGCUGUCUGUAGCAGACCGAACCACAAUAGCAAACAUGUGUCCUGAGUACGGUGCUAUCCUGAGCUUUUUCCCUGUUGAUAAUGUGACACUGAAGCACUUAAAGUAUACAGGUUUUGACAAGGCCAAGCUUGAGGUCAUGGAAGCUUAUCUUAAAGCUGUGAAGUUAUUUAGAAGUGGUGAGAGUUCUUCCAGAGAACCUGAGUAUUCCCAGGUGGUGCAAAUUAAUCUAAGUUCUAUAAUUCCGUAUGUCAGUGGCCCCAAGAGGUCCCAAGAUAGAGUGGCUGUAAAUAACAUGAAAAGUGACUUCCAGGCCUGCUUAAAUGAAAAGUCUGGUGUUAAGGGGUUCCAGGUUGCAGCUGAGAAGCAGGAUGAGAUGGUGCCUGUGCAGUAUGAAGGGAAUGAGUACACGCUGUCUCACGGCUGCAUCGUCAUCGCCGCCGUCAUCAGCUGCACCAACAACUGCAAUCCCUCUGUCAUGCUUGCUGCAGGACUCCUGGCCAAAAAAGCCGUGGAAGCUGGGCUGGGGGUUAAGCCCUACAUAAGAACAAGUUUAUCACCAGGCAGUGGAAUGGUCACACAUUACCUCAGUUCCAGUGGAGUAUUACCAUACCUCAGUAAGCUUGGGUUUGAAGUUGUUGGUUAUGGGUGUUCAACCUGUGUUGGAAACACAGCCCCCUUGCCAGAAGCCAUCAGGAAUGCAAUAAAGCAGGGUGAUAUCAUAGCCUGUGGAGUAUUGUCUGGAACAAAGAACUUCGAAGGACGUCUCUGUGACUGUGUCCGUGCCAACUACCUUGCUUCCCCACCACUAGUAGUUGCUUAUGCUAUUGCAGGCACAGUGAGAAUAGACUUUGAAACUGAGCCUCUGGGCACUGGCUUUAAUGGCAAGAGUAUUUACUUAAGAGAUAUUUGGCCCUCCCGAAGAGAACUCCACACAGUGGAGGAAGAGUGUGUGAUAUCAUCCAUGUUUAAGGAAUUGAAAGAAAAAAUGGAGAAAGGAAACAAACGAUGGAAUUUACUGGAAGCACCUGAGUCAACUUUGUUUCCCUGGGAUUUAAAGUCUACUUAUAUCCGAUGUCCUUCCUUUUUUGAUAAACUUGCCAAAGACCCAGUUUCACCACAACCGAUUGAGAACGCCCACGUCUUGCUCUUCCUGGGAGAUUCUGUAACUACAGAUCACAUCUCUCCUGCUGGAAGCAUUGCCCGGAGCAGUGCUGCUGCUAAGUACCUGACCAACAAAGGACUCACACCUCGUGAAUUCAACUCUUACGGAGCUCGCAGAGGGAAUGAUUCUGUGAUGACAAGAGGCACCUUUGCAAAUAUCAAGCUUCUGAAUAAGUUCAUAGGAAAACCAGCUCCUAGAACAAUUCACUUCCCAUCAGGACAAACGCUAGAUGUGUUUGAAGCAGCAGAGUUGUACCAGAAGGAAGGCAUCCCUGUGAUUAUUCUAGCAGGAAAGAAGUAUGGCCUGGGUAGCUCAAGAGACUGGGCUGCAAAAGGACCUUUUUUACUGGGUGUCAAAGCUGUUCUAGCUGAAAGCUAUGAGAAGGUUCAUAAAAGUCAGUUGAUUGGAAUUGGCAUAGCUCCACUUCAGUUUCUUCCUGGGGAAAAUCCAAGCACUUUGGGUCUUACUGGCAGAGAACAAUUUUCUAUAUUGUUCCCUCCAGAGCUGUCACCUGGAAUGACUUUGGAUGUUAAGACAAGCACUGGAAAAGUCUUCAGUGUGGUUGCCUUGUUUGACAACGAUGUGGAGGUAACACUGUACAGAUCUGGUGGAAACCUGAACUUUGUGGCCCGAAGAUUCUUAUAGUGGCUACUGACUCUGGGUACCUUGCAUAACUGGUAAUUCUGCAAAUGCCUUGUGUGAACCCAGGAAUCUGUACUGUGGAACUGCAAACAGUCCUCGUGUGCUCCAAGUUACUUCGUCCAUGGAUGUAAAAGAUUGUGAAUCAUUGUAACUGCAACGAGAUCCUUCCUGAUUUUAAAUAAUAUUCUAAUGGUGCUAUUAAACAUUGCUAAAAAUCAACAUGUGUAUUGUGGCAGAGAGAGCUGUAAGUAUGGAGGGGAUGUUUUAUCAGACCAUUUUGUAAAUAAACGAUGCGAAAUCUGAAACUGA
Messenger RNA from Calypte anna (Anna's hummingbird), 3300 nucleotides. It is a transcript of the gene IREB2, whose product is annotated as iron responsive element binding protein 2. NCBI's taxonomy places the organism in Eukaryota, Metazoa, Chordata, Aves, Apodiformes, Trochilidae. The record is from RefSeq and is a predicted model, not a curated record. The transcript has 22 exons. Bases 97 to 2994 code for a protein of 965 amino acids. Gene Ontology annotation, cellular component: mitochondrion; cytosol. Gene Ontology annotation, molecular function: iron-responsive element binding; aconitate hydratase activity; 4 iron, 4 sulfur cluster binding. Gene Ontology annotation, biological process: citrate metabolic process; tricarboxylic acid cycle.